Messenger RNA from Perca fluviatilis (European perch), 1336 nucleotides. RefSeq lists its product as uncharacterized. The coding region runs from base 689 to 1336 and encodes 215 amino acids. The transcript is spliced from 6 exons. The record is from RefSeq and is a predicted model, not a curated record. Gene Ontology annotation, biological process: response to bacterium. NCBI's taxonomy places the organism in Eukaryota, Metazoa, Chordata, Actinopteri, Perciformes, Percidae.
GUGCACAUUCCCAUCCAGUAAUGUUAAUAUAAGUGAACUGGGAUAUAUUCAUUAAUCACUGCAGAUUAAAAGAGAGCCAAUCAAAUCCCGACAUUUCUAACGAGUGAUGUUUAAGUCACAUACUUGAUGCACGUGAUGAUUCAUUACCCAAGUUGGUUUCCAGUGGACUAAGUGGCAUUUUGUUAUUAUUGAUACACAUCUUUUUCCAUUUCAGCCAAGCAUAAAACUGUUUAUUUUCAAGUUUACAAUUGCUAUCAUGUUAACUGAAAGGGUUUCAACGUAUGUGGAGAAUGGUACAGAAAUCUAAGAAAAAGGCAUGUUGGAUAGAUUUGUGCAUCAACAGGAAAACUCCAUUUAAACACAAAGAUGCAGAGUGAAUGAACCCUUUACCAACAUUAUAAUAUAGGAGCAGGUCUCUGGUAGAAGAUCAUAACUUGACCCAUGGAAACCUUUAGAAUGAACCCAAACACUAUCCAGAGAUUGCAGCAUGCACCAAAUAACAAUGAUAUAAUGUGUUAUCAUAAGAGUCUCUGAGAACCAAACGUUCUGAGCCUAAAUUGGUGCAAAGGCAUUGCAUUGGCAGGUUGGUGUGAGCGGCAAGAUGAAAAGCAAAAGACACCCCGCCUCUCUAAACUCCUUUAUAAGAGCUCAGCGGUAGAAAUUCUCUUUACAGUGAAACGAACACACAAUGAGGAACUUCACCUUGAUAACACCUUUACCUCUCUGCAGCCUCAGCUGGAUCUCUGUCUCAGCUUCUGAGUCUCACACUGUGGAGGUCCAGUCUGGUGGAGGCGUCACUCUGAUGUGCUCCAACAUUUCCAGAGUUAUAACUACAACAGAAUGGUUCAGAGUGAUCAACAGAAAGAAGCCCAGCUGUGUCUCCUCCAUGAACCCAAAUGAUAGCAAUGCUUCCUUCUGUGAUGGAUUUCAAAAUAGAUUUGAGAUGAGCUCCAACAUCUCUACUGUCUUUCUUAAAAUCAAGAGAGUGGAUUCAUCGGACUCUGGACUGUAUUUCUGUGGAAUUAACAUAGACAAACAUACAGUCAUUGUCAAUGCAACAUAUCUAAAAGUUCAAGAGGAGUCUGAUGGAAUAACAAACGUCAUGAUUGUGAUCCUGGGUGUUUUCCUCAAUAUAGUCAUCAUUGUUCUGGCUGUUAAAAUCAGGAAACUUCAGACAGCUGUGAAUGAAGAACUGCAGCCAGAAAGAAACAAGGAUCUGGGCUCAGAUGACCUGAAAUACGCAGCUCUGAGUUUGUAUGCAGCAACAAUAAGGAACAGGAGGCCUGCAUCAGAGAGAGAAGUGGAGACUCAUGUUCUUUAUAGCGCCAGCAGAUAG